This is a messenger RNA of Jaculus jaculus (lesser Egyptian jerboa), 1510 nucleotides long. It is a transcript of the gene Ankrd65, whose product is annotated as ankyrin repeat domain 65. The coding region runs from base 1 to 1413 and encodes 470 amino acids. Gene Ontology annotation, molecular function: protein binding. NCBI's taxonomy places the organism in Eukaryota, Metazoa, Chordata, Mammalia, Rodentia, Dipodidae. The transcript has 3 exons. The record is from RefSeq and is a predicted model, not a curated record.
AUGAAGAGGACCCCCAGUCAGAAGACAGAUCUCCUGGACCAGCGUCUGGCGGUAACUGAGAACCAAGGCUCAAGUGGUGGUUGGGAACCCCUGAUGGUGUGGGGCUACAAGGUGACUCAUAGGCUUGGCCAGCCAGAGGCCUUCGGGGUGAAUGCAGGCCCCUGUUUUCCUCAGAUAGUCUCCAAGCUCAAGAGGCAGGACCAGACAGAACCUGAUCAGGAACUGCGGUGGUUGGAGCUGGGCUUGGAGGAGAAGGCCCCAGCAGCCAGGGAAGAGGAGUCUAGUACCCCCCAAAGCAGGGGGUGCCUGCUCCAGGCCGUGUGGCAGGGUCCUCCGAGCUUGGUGAUGCAGCUGCUGCGGCAAGGGGGCAACUUGAAAGAACGGGACCGUGCAGGUCGGACCUCGCUCCACCUGGCAGUGCUGCGGGGCCACUUGCCCCUGGUGCGCCUCUUGCUGCAGCGCGGGGCCCCAGCGGAUGCCAUGGACCGUGCGGGGCGCACGCCCCUGCAUGAGACUGCCUGGCACGGGUACUGGAGUGUGGCGGAGCUGCUGUUGAAGCGCGGGGCCCCAGCGGCGGCUCGCUCCGAGACCGGUCUCACGCCUCUGCACUGGGCCGCCGCGCUGGGCCGCACGCUGCUGGCCACGCGCUUGCUGGCCGUGCCGGGACAGGACCCUGCAGCUGCAGACAAACGCGGUUGGACGGCGAUGCACUGGGCAGCGGCGGGCGGAAGGCUCCCUGUGCUCGAGUUGCUGGCGGCAGCCGAGGGCGCGGACCUGGAAGGCGCCUUGAUGGUGUCGGCCACAGUAGGACACACGGCAUCUCUGCGCCUUCUCCUGGCGCUGGGAGCAAAAGUGGACGCCACCGACGGCGCGGGGAUUAACGCGCUCGGCCUGGCAGCAGGCCUGGGCCACCAUCAGGACACUGAAGUGCUGCUGGGCCAUGGGGCAGACCCAAAUGUCAGGGACAAGAACAGCCGCUGUGCACUCCACAGGGCUGCCAGUGGUGGACACCUGCUCACUGUUCAGCUCUUGGUGGCCAGGGGAGCAGACGUGGAUGCUCAGGAUGCACUGGGUCUCACACCUCUGCACUAUGCUGCUCGAGGAGGCCAUGCAGAAGUUGCUAACCAUCUCCUGGACAAUGGUGCACAGGUCAAUGCUGGUGGCUGGCUCCACAAGACCCCUCUGCACCUUGCUGUGGAGCAUGGUCACAGCCCCAUCACAGAGCUUUUGCUGAGCCGUGGAGCUAGCCCUGCCCUUAUGACACAGUGGGGUGAGGUGCCUAAGACAGGUGAUAAUACAGUUUCUGCUUUGAUGGAUGAAACAACCACCUCAAUACUUGACUGUUUGCAGUCACCACAGAACAAGCCCAGGAAGCCCAUGGAGAGGGAGGGGCCACAGCUCUCCUGUCCUUGAUGUUACAGCCCCAUCCACCAGACUGCACCUGCCCCUCCCCAAAUUUCUGCUGUAAUGUAGUCCUCUAAAUCUUGACAUUCAGCUGUUCUGCAGUGAA